Molecule: messenger RNA, 3254 nt
Organism: Pieris brassicae (large cabbage white)
Lineage: Eukaryota; Metazoa; Arthropoda; Insecta; Lepidoptera; Pieridae
Gene: MFS3
Product: sialin
Exons: 11
Coding region: 445-1869 (474 amino acids)
Biological process (GO): transmembrane transport; monoatomic anion transport
Molecular function (GO): transmembrane transporter activity
Source: RefSeq, a predicted model, not a curated record
UGAUCCCUUUACUAAAAUAAACUUUUGGGACAGGAAUCAUUAAAAUCUUUGAAGGCGGUUUCGACUGCCCCAUUAGAGGUGAAUUUGUCACCUUGCAAGAAGGAUAUAUAAUAAGAAUGCGGUGCACCUUGCAAUAAGAAUACGGUGGAUAUCUUAGACAUUGCAUUUGAAGCCUCUUUUAUUUGGAAGCAGUCUGUUGUGCAGUGUGUGGUCUAGCGAUUGACCAGCCUUGGUUGUUUAGCAGCUAGUUUUUAGUCUAGGCAGAUUUAAUAAAGUUAUAGUGAACGACGGUGGCACUAAUCCGCCAAACGCUCACAAGUUACGUUUUCGGAGUCAAUUUUGACUUGGGGCACGAAUUGUCUUGGUACUUAUCGUCAGGAUCCACUUUUCAUUACAGGUGUCAUCCCGGCACGGUAUAUUUUAGCCAUCCUGGGAUCUAUAGGAAUGGCCAUAGUGUAUGGUCUGAAAGUCAACUUAUCUGUGGCUAUGGUUGGUAUGUUAAACCAUACUGCUAUAAAAUUGGCUUCUCACGAUGAACCACAUGAAACUGCUUCCCAACCUUCGGAGCUAGAGUGUCAACCCACGAGUAAUUCAACUAGUAGCAAGGAUGUAGAUGGUCCAUUCCUGUGGUCGUCCGAAGUUCAGGGCAUUGUCCUCAGUUGUUAUUUCUGGGGAUAUUUUGUUUCGCAAAUUCCUGGAGGGCGAGUUGCAGAAUUGUUUUCUGCGAAAUGGGUGAUGUUCUUUAGCGUGACCAUCAAUGUAGUAUGUACAGUAUUAACGCCGGUGAUGGCUGAAGCUCAUUACAUUGCAGCUAUCAUAAUGAGAGUUGGUGAAGGUAUUGGUGGGGGCGUAACGUUCCCAGCGAUGCAUGUGUUGCUCUCAAAAUGGGCUCCGCCAGCUGAGCGGAGUGUCAUGGCGUCUCUUGUGUACGCGGGAACUUCACUCGGAACUGUCAUCUCCAUGCUAAUGGCCGGAGUUCUUACAGCUACUCUUGGCUGGGAAAGCGUGUUCUACGUGAUGGGAGGUCUGUCGUCUCUCUGGUGUGUUCUAUGGAUCUUCCUCAUUAAAGACUCACCAGAUGAGCAGCCACUUAUAAGCCAAGAGGAGAGAGAUCUGAUUAUCACUUCUCUUGGAGGAAAAUCUGAUGACCACUCGCAUAAGAACAUGCCGGUCCCAUGGAGAAAAGUCUUCACAUCUGGUCCGUUCAUGGCGAUCGUCGUCGCUCAUGCUUGUUCAAACUGGGGCUGGUACAUGCUGCUUAUCGAACUUCCCUUCUACAUGAAGCAAGUACUAAAGUUCAAUAUGACUGAGAAUGCAGUUACAACGGCACUUCCAUUCCUAUCACUAUGGUUCUUUAGCAUGGCUCUCAGUAAGACUUUGGAUUGGUUGCGGGGAAGGAACUUCAUCACAACAACGACAGCUAGGAAGAUUGGAACACUAUUCGCAUCAGUGGUGCCAGCGUCCUGUCUGCUCGCAGUAUGCUACAUCGGAUGCAACCGCGCGGCAGCGGUCGCGCUCAUGGCGAUCGGUGUUACCUGUAUAGGAGGAAUGUUUUGUGGAUUUUUAUCUAACCAUAUCGAUAUUGCACCUAACUUUGCGGGUACUCUAGUGGCAAUUACCAACACAGUGGCUACGAUUCCCGGAAUCGUCGUACCAAUUUUUGUAGGGGUGUUGACACAUGGAAAUCAAACAAUAUCCGCAUGGCGCAUAAUUUUCUUCGUCACAAUAGGCCUAUACAUAAUAGAAAUUAUAAUUUAUUCUAUAUUCGGUUCUGGUGAGGAGCAACCUUGGAAUAAUUUAAAUGACAACAAAACCGAUAGUAACCCUGAAGAAAGGCCUCUUAAUGUGGAUGAAAGAACAAAUGUCUAGACUAUGCCUAUUGAAAUGUCUUUAGUGUUGCUUAGUUUGUCGUUUCGGCUUAAUAUUCUCUUGUGGUUCGGUGUCAAAGCUACCCUAGCUUUUUAAAUUUGGAAGGCAGAAGGCUAUGAAGAUAAUAUUACUAAAAAUGUAAAGCAAUAUUUAUUGUAUUAUUAAAUUGUAGCCGUAAUUAUUUAUUUAGCCUCAGUUUGAGACAUUUCCACGCUAAGGCUACAAUCAAUGAAUUUACGCAUAAAUAAUAAGCCUUCAAGCUAUUUUUAAUCUCACUACAACGCUCUGUAAACAUUAGAAAUAUUUCAUGUUUUGUUCAGAAAUAAUUUUCUAAAUUAAAUUUACAUACUAUUUAUCUUUUAUGUUAUCAAGAUAACAUUGUACGACAUAAUAACAUACAUAUUUCAAUUGAUUUUAUAGGCACAAGUAACCAUGUGCCAUUAUAAGCUUUAAAUCGAAGCAGACUUUAGAAAUUAAAUUAGUUUAUUAGGUGGUAUAACUUAAGUCUAGCUUUCUACAGCUAUAUAUAUUAUAUAAUAGGUACUUAGCAUAUAUGUACAUAAUGUGUGUCAAGAAGUGAUGGCUGAAAUGAUUAAAUCUUUGAUUUUGUAUUAAAAAAUUGAUAUAUUUUUAACUGUAAGCAACUGUGUAUAAUGUAUAUCAUCAUCAUCGGCCUCUUUAUUUUGUCCAUUUCUGGACGUAGGCCUCCUUUAUUUGUCUCUAGUACGCACUGCAUUGGCUUCUCUGUAUCCGCUAGGAGCCAAUCGUCUUGGCGGUAUCGUCAGUGAAACUACUCGGUGGGCGGCAGCGCGGUCUUUUGUUCUGUCGAGGUCUCUAUUCAAGGGACUUUGUACUUACUAUAUAUUUAUUUGUAAUAUACGUUACUUUAAUAAUUUAUAUUGAUUUGCUAUCAUCUAGUUCUAGAUAUUGUUAGUAUAUUUUUUAAAAAGACUAUAACACACUUAAAUUCAGAAUCAUAAAAAAUCAUAAAUCACAAAUAGUUCAAUAUUUUCACGAGGGUGACAAAACAGUAUCUAAUUAGCCCAAGAAUUAUUAUAUAGUUACUACUUGUGAGUUUGAAUUCCGGAAAAAAUAUCAUACGUUUAAAAAAUUACCUCAAGCAUAAAUAAAAUGUAAGUGUGAGUCAAGGCUGUACAUUUUGCUCACUCAGGCUCUUAGAUUUAUAAGCACAGGAAAAUCUACGCAGACUCUUCAUAUUUAGUUUAUUAUUUAAAGCAUCACCCUGAACCAAUAACCGUACAAUAUGUGUAUGUAGUAUUUAAGUUAUUGAUAAAUCGACUGCUAUCGCCAAAGGCAUUUUGACUCAAGUACUUAGAGAUUAUAUUUUGUAAUAUUUUUUGCUAAUAAAAGCUUUUUUUACGUCU